Argiope bruennichi is the source of this 1029-nucleotide messenger RNA. It is a transcript of the gene Chmp1, whose product is annotated as charged multivesicular body protein 1b-like. The transcript has 7 exons. The record is from RefSeq and is a predicted model, not a curated record. Bases 215 to 814 code for a protein of 199 amino acids. Lineage: Eukaryota; Metazoa; Arthropoda; Arachnida; Araneae; Araneidae. Gene Ontology annotation, biological process: protein transport; endosome transport via multivesicular body sorting pathway; late endosome to vacuole transport. Gene Ontology annotation, cellular component: multivesicular body; ESCRT III complex.
AAAACUCGAUUAGUAAAUGCAUUAUUGACUUUACAUCGGUUAUCUCGUGAUGUCAUAACAAGAUUUUAUAGACUACCAAACGAAAACAAUCGUUUUGUAUUAUAUUUUUUUAGGUCUACAAGGAAUUACUACACAGAAAGUAUCCAUAUUCUUACAAUAAGUCAUAUACGACUUUUCAUUCAUUUUAAACUCUGUUAUAUAAAGAACUUGGAAAAUGACUUCUGCAAUGGAAAAGCAUUUAUUCAAUUUGAAAUUUGCUUCAAAAGAAAUGGAAAGGAAUUCUAAAAGAUGUGAAAAAGAAGAAAAGGCUGAAAAAGUCAAAUUAAAAAAGGCUAUACAGAAAAAUAAUAUGGAAGGAGCUCGUAUUCAUGCUGAAAAUGCUAUUCGUCAAAAAAAUCAGGCACUUAAUUACUUAAGAAUGGCAUCACGAGUUGAUGCAGUUGCAAGCAGAGUUCAAACUGCUGUAACUACAAAGAAAGUCACUCAGUCGAUGGCUGGUGUUGUGAAGUCCAUGGAUGCAGCAAUGAAAAGCAUGAAUUUAGAAAAAAUUUCAUCUCUGAUGGAUAAAUUUGAAAAACAGUUUGAAGAUUUAGAUGUACAGUCAUCUUAUAUGGAAAAUACUAUGAGUUCAACAACUACAGUCACAGUGCCUCAAAAUGAUGUUGACCAUUUGAUGCGGCAAGUUGCUGAUGAAGCCGGCCUUGAAUUGAACUUAGAAUUACCUGAAGGAGGUACGGGAACAUUGGCAUCUACUGCUGCCUCUCAAGAGCAGGAUGAGCUGACACAGAGAUUGGCAAAACUGAGGCAGUCAUGAAGCUCUGUGAAAGAUACCAUAUGUUGCACUUAUUUGUUGUAUAAAUUUGUAAUAUGUUGCAGAUACAAAGUAUUUCUGUAUUUUGAACUCUGAAAUUGUAUAAUAUUUUAUUCAUAGAAAAAUAUUAUGUAGUUAAAUUUUGAACAAUUCAAGCUUUGUUUUGUAUUUUCUGUUUUGCACCAAGUGUAAAUUCAAGAAUAAAAUAUUUAUUUUGA